AUGAUAAGACAGUCAUUAAAGUUUCGAAAAACUCUUACAAUUAUAUGUAUUGUAGCUUUAUUGAUCUUUAUCUUUCUUAAACUUAAGCAAGACAAAGUUUACGACAUUCAAAUUGCGAAGGAGGAUCAGAAAUCAGAUGAUGUGCAGGGUUUGAGCUAUAGAGACUUUAAUCGGCAACCAAAAAAAGAUAUACCUAAGGAGGAAAGUAUUAGAAAAAUGGAAACAAAAAUUGUAGGUGAUAAUACAAAACAGGAACUGCAAGAGGCUAAAGCCAGAAUAGAACAACUGGAGAAGAAGUUAGCUGUUUUAGAAGGCAGAAUACCACAAAAAUAUCCAGAAGUUAAAUAUCUUGGAUAUAAACACAGAAAAAGGAUUUUGGUAACAGGAGGUGCAGGUUUCGUAGGCUCACAUUUAGUUGAUGUUCUGAUGAUGCGUGGACAUGAAGUUAUUGUAGUUGAUAAUUUUUUCACUGGACGAAAGAGGAAUGUUGAACAUUGGUUCGGACAUAGGAACUUUGAGAUGAUCCACCAUGACAUUGUUAACCCGCUAUAUGUUGAGGCAGACGAAAUAUACCAUUUAGCUAGUCCAGCUAGCCCACCCCAUUACAUGCAGAAUCCAGUCAAAACGAUAAAGACGAAUACACUGGGAACAAUUAAUAUGCUAGGAUUAGCACGCCGUGUCGGAGCUAAAAUUCUCAUAGCAAGUACUUCUGAGGUGUAUGGCGACCCCAUGGUGCACCCACAGCCGGAGUCUUAUUGGGGCCAUGUCAAUCCGAUAGGUCCAAGAGCAUGUUACGAUGAAGGGAAAAGAGUGGCUGAGACUCUUGCCUACUCCUACGCAAAGCAAGAAAAGGUGGUAGUAAGAGUGGCGAGAAUUUUUAACACAUACGGACCGAGGAUGCAUGCCUCAGAUGGACGAGUCGUUUCUAAUUUUAUUAUGCAGGCUCUGCAAAAUUUGACAAUUACGGUCUAUGGAAACGGAAAACAGACCCGGUCGUUCUGUUAUGUUUCUGACUUGGUCGAUGGUCUGCUAGCAUUGAUGGAUUCUAGUUACACUCUGCCCGUUAACAUAGGAAAUCCAGUCGAACAUACUAUUGAAGAAUUUGCAGUGAUAAUAAAAGACCAAGUCCCCGGAUGUAGGAGUACAGUGGCAACUGGUGCGGCUGUAGAAGACGACCCUCAAAGGCGAAGGCCGGAUAUCGCCAUCGCGGAGAAACAUUUACAUUGGUCUCCUAAGAUAUCAUUACAAGAAGGAUUACAACGGACCAUAGAUUAUUUUAAAGAAGAACUGUCAAGAACCACAUUUUAUAAUAACCAAACUUAUAUGGAUGCCAAUGUUAAACUCUUACACUAG
Pieris macdunnoughi is the source of this 1353-nucleotide messenger RNA. Lineage: Eukaryota; Metazoa; Arthropoda; Insecta; Lepidoptera; Pieridae. The record is from the annotation of a GenBank genome assembly.